CUGGUAAGCCACUUUCAAAAGCUUGAUCUGUAUACUCACACUGGGGUGGAAGGGAUAUACUUGACGAAAAAAUAUGUAUAUAAAAUACAUAUUUACAUAUAUAAAAAAAAAAACCAAACCAAACCCAGUGCCGUGGAGUCGAUUCCGACUCAUGGUGACCCUAUCAUAAAAAAAAAAAAAAAUAGUAUGUAUAUAUGUCAUACACAUAUUAUGUCAUUAUUGCCUACAUUCCUCAGAAUUUAACAUGUGGACUAGCCAAAACUGUACUACUGUUUUUUUUUUUAAGAUGGUUUAAUUCAAUAAAGGUCCUACUGAAUGACACUCUGGCAGUAAAUUUUCAUUAAGGGACUCAAUACACUUAAUACAAUUAUAUUCUCAAAGGGCUUGCUUUGGCCAACACUUAUUUUUUUCUGACCUUUGGGAAGGUGAAAUAUGUUUUUAAAUAUUCAGCAUUUUGCUAUGACAUAUUCGUUGCUUUUUAUUAGAGGUUGUACCCUUACAUAAUUGCUGUAACUAAACUGUGCCACUUGCCCCAUGAAACUCAUUACUGUAUUUACUGUAGGGAUGUUGUUGAGGACAUGGUUCAUUAUAUCACCACCAUCCUCCUCUUUAUGAGGACACAUGGGAGAAAUUUCUCCUGGGUCUCAGUGUACAGAAUAGCUGUGAUUCUCCCAAGCAACUCUUUUUUUUUUUUUUUUUUAAUUCAGGAAAUCUGAAUCAUUCAACCAAUUGUUUCCUAUUUUUGAUGACUGCUUGAUAACUCAGGGAUGGAUUUGACACCCAUCUCUGUUAAAGUGAAGGAGUAUUGCAUUAGGGUUCUAACCUUACCUGUAGUAUCAUUCUAUUUUUUCUAACAUCAUUUCUUCCUUACCACUGAACUGAUUUUUAUUUGAACUGGUUCUUUUGUUUCUUAUGUAUAUUUAUAAUCUUUCUUAAAUCAUUAUUCAGAAUGAGACAGAAUACACAUACAUAUACUGACACACAGGGAGCUUAGGGUGGCAACCCCUGCAACUCUCAGGACUACAGACUGGGCUAUCCAAUACCCUUGCUACCACGUAAAAGCCAGCAAGGCAGGUGAAGGGAAAGAGAGGGAAAAAUGGGGCAGAAAUUAAGGGAGGAUAUGAGAAAGGAAGAAAGAGACGUACAUGGUGGUGGUGGGGUAUGAUAAAAAUAGCACCACAAAUAACUUAUAUCUGAUUAAUGCUAAAAAUUUAAAGCUAAGAUAUGCAUACUUAAAGCUGAGCAAUGUCAGGGGUAUAUUUAGAAAUGAGGAAAGAAGAGGCUUUCUUGUAGAAAUACUGUACUGUUUCCAGACCCAUGUGGUUUACAAGGACUCAGUUUAGAAACAUAAAUUAGCUUCAUUCAUCUUUUUUGCAAUGUUACUGGACAAAAUAUUCACUAAUUUUUCAGAAACAUGUUUUGUUUGGUUGAUAUUUUGUUUUUUGUUUUUAAUAUCAUCCUGCGGUUCCUGGCAGGGCUUUUCCCUUGGAUUUUUUUUGAUAGUACUAGAUCGUUCUUCUGCACAUAGUAAGCUGUUGGUAGUGGGUUGGUUUGGUUUUUAACUACAAUCAAGAAUUAGCCCAUUUUACCAGAAUACCAAAAAGCCAAACCCAUUGCCAUGGAGUCAAUUCCCACUCAUAGCGACCCUACAGAUCAGAGUUGAACUGCCCCCCAUAGGGUUUCCAAAGUUGUAAUCUUUACGGAAGCAUCUUCCUCUUGAAGAUGACGUGGCUGCUGGGUUCAAACUGCCGACCUUUCAGUGAGCAGCUAAGCACUUAACCACUGUACCACCAGGGCUGCUUUUUACCAGUAUAAAAAAAAAAAAAUACCUACAAAUUAGAACUAAAGCUAAUAAUUUUAAUAGGGAAUAAAUUUGUUCUUAGAAACUAUAGUUUAACUCAUAAUAUUUUAAUAAACGAAUGUGCUAUUUAUAAGAUUUUUUUUUCUUUAUUAGAGUUGAGAUUACAGAUAUCCUGCCAAAAUGAUUUCUUCAAAGCCCAGACUUGUCGUGCCCUAUGGCCUCAAGACUCUACUGGAGGGGGUUAGCAGAGCCGUUCUCAAAACCAAUCCGGCAAACAUCACCCAGUUCGCUGCAAUUUAUUUUAAAGAACUUAUUUUGUUUCGAGAAGGAAACACUUCCAUGGAUAUAAAAGAACUGGUUAAACAAUUUCAUCAGAUUAAAGUUGAGAAGUGGUCAGAAGGAACGAUACAAGAGAAGAAACCAGAAUGUGUAAAAGAGCCAGAAAGAGCGUCUGUAAUUCCCCCAGAACCUACACGGAAGGAAAAGUCUACGGACACAGAGGAGGACAAUAUAGCCAAGCCACUAUUCAGCAACAAAACCACCCAGUUUCCAUCAGUGCAUGCCGAACUCUCAGAGCACGUGGACGUACCUGAAAUAGUUUCUGGUUCUUCUUCCAAACCGUCCACUCCUAAGGUUACCACCCCACCCUCAUCACCAUCUCCAGCAGCUGUCCCACCAGAGUUUGCCUAUGUCCCAGCUGACCCAGCUCAGUUUGCUGCCCAGAUGUUAGCGAUAGCAGCAAGCGAAGCAGGACAACCACCACCAUAUUCUAACAUGUGGACCCUUUAUUGUCUAGCUGAUAUGAAUCAACAAAGUCGCCCAUCACCGCCACCUGCACCGGGGCCUUUUCCCCAGGCAACCCUCUAUUUAUCUAAUCCUAAGGAUCCACAGUUUCUGCAGCAUCCACCGAAAGUUACUUCUCCAGCCUAUGUGAUGAUGGACGACACCCAGAAGACCGGUGCCCCACCCUUUAUUUUAGUAGGCUCAAACGUUCAGGAAGCGCAGGACUGGAGACCUCUUCCUGGACAUGCUGUUGUUUCACAGUCAGAUACCUUGAAGAGAUAUGCUGCAGUCCAAGUCCCCAUUGCUGUUCCUGCAGAUCAGAAAUUCCAGAAACAUACCCCAAAUGCCCAGAAUGCUAGUCCUCCUCCAAGUGGACAAGAUGCCCCCCGACCACAAAGCCCGGUUUUUCUUUCUGUUGCUUUCCCAGUAGAAGAUGUAGCCAAAAAAAGUUCAGGAUCUGGUGACAAACGUACACCCUUUGGAAGUUACGGUAUUGCUGGAGAAAUUACCGUGACUACUGCCCAUGUUCGCAGAGCAGAAACUUAAAACUGGUAGGUGAAUUUUCCUACCAUAAUACGUGGCCCAUAACAUGCUUGAGUUUUCAGCAUUUUGAUUUGUUGAUCUGGAGAUUGAGAUAUUAAAAAAAAGUGAAAUUGAAUUGAGAUAAUAUGCAGUGACCUGGGUAUACUCUAAUUUGACGUGGUUGUCUCUUCAGCUUCCUUCUCACCAAUUUCUGAGAAAUGCACAGCUGGUGCACUGCACCAGCAUGACCUACACCAAGGAUCUGGUGCUAAUCUAAGAACACAUCAGCCGGUCAACUCAGUCACCUUUGAAUACCUGUUCUGUGCAUUCUGGCAGAGGCUAAAUGGGGAUGGAUUUAAGAUAAUAGUCUUAUACGGGAACUGUGUCAUCUAGUUGGCAUGUUUAAUGAGUGGGGAGAAGCACAGAUAAGACCUGAAGGCUGGGACCCAUGGGAGAGCAAGAUAACAGUAAGGAAAACAUGGAAUUUACACCUUAGUAGGGGAGACAGACAAAAAGGUAAAUUAGUGUGUGCAUAAAGAAAAAAAGCCGGGUACUGCUAUGGGCCCUCCUUUAAUAGUUGCCAUUAGAUAGGGUAUUCAGGCACGUUCUCAAUGAGGGGAUUUAAACAGAUACCCGAGUAUGAGAAGGAGCCAGACCUGAGAGCUUCCAGGAAGAGUCCUCUGGCAGGAAAGAGUUUCGUGAAGGUUUGGGAAACUGAAAAUAGUCCCAAAUGAGACGACUGGCUGGGUGGAGCUGGGGGAGAGUAUAUGUAAGAUGAAACUGGAGAGGUUAAGAGGGACAAGGAGAGAGAUUUGGACUUAAAGUUCAAUGGGAAGCCAGUAUUGUUUUAAACAGCAGAAUGACAUAAUCAGAUUCAUGGAUCAGAAGUCAAGCUGAGGCAGAUAGCAGCGAGACAGGUUAGACGUACAUAAUACAAGUGUUAGACACUCGCACCAAGGAGUUCAGUUACUUAGAACAAUUCGUUGUGCUUUCAAGUUCUGAACAUUCCAGAGACUGACCAAUGCCAGAUUUCCUUCACAAGCGCAAGGUACUACAGUUGCUAGAUUUAAGAACAGACAACUCUCAGUUAUCAAAAUGCCUUAGGGCUGUGUGCAUUUAUGCCAUCUCCAUAUAGUAAACUACUUACUCAUCCUCUUCAGGGACUUUUAGUGGAGCUCUCAAAUGGCUGUUUUCAGCAUGAAACGCUAGAAUAUUUUACUGUAAAAGCUCCGGUAAUUAACCAGAUUAGUUAAGAGCUUAGAAGAAAAGCAGAGGGGGUAGGCAGCUCUUGGAUUUCUGACCUUCCAUUCAUUUCACCUGUUAAUGUCUGCAUUAAAGCUAAACAAUUCAAUGUUUGUUAUUCCUAACAGAUGCUGAAAACGACGCUGUCUAAGUCGACAUUCAAGGUGGAGUCUACCCACCAAGCGUCAUAUUUCAAUAAACUUCAUGCAAGCAUAAACCUUGUAUUCUUGCUAUUUUUCUUAUAAUUUAGAAGGUAUACAAGCAACCUAAUGCAAAGACCUUAAAUCUUUUUAGACUUGUGAAGCAACAGCAUUUUCCAACUCAUAUAUGUUAUGUUAAAAAAAAAAAUUUAACCAUUCCCAUUCUAGCGGAUCUAGUCACAAGUUUUCUGGCCAAGUGUUCCCACUUAAUCACUCCCUAAUUGGUAUUCACACCAAAUAAGUAUAACAGUACCUCUCCACAAUACUGUAUCUACCCAGAGUGCAUUGACCAAGUGCUAACUGCCUACUUAGUUGUCUGGUUAUCUCUUUGGCCCUUAGGGACUUUGGUUAUCUCUUCGGACCCUGGGGACUGAGGCACUAAAAGGACUUCUUUGUAAGAACAGUCUUGAUAAUUUAGGACAGUACUAAGUGGUAGCAUUAGUGUACUAGGAAUUUUAAAAGAAACCACACUUUUAGGAACAUUCUAAAGCCUUUAUUUAGCAUUAGGUAGACUAUUUCAUUAUAACACGUAUUAACUUGAAGAUAGAAAUUAAAAUAAUUUACUGGCAUCUACCUAAGGCCCUUUGGAGCAGUACCUCAGUCGGGUUUGUGUGAGUGGAUCAAUACCGUAAGAUUAAUGUACCCCAAUUAAAGGGGGCCAAGCUACUGUACAGUAGGUCUCCAUAGAUCUUUUAAGUACACAGGUGCCUUGCAAACUUGAAAGGCACAAGACCUCAAUAUGGUUUGAUACUUACAUACAUGAGUGCAACCUAAUUCCUCUGUGGCCCCUUCCACUGGAAGUUGAAGCAUUAAAAAGGUUUGUCAUUAUGUAGUGGUGAUGAUUAAAAGCUGUAUUUCUAGGGCAUUUUUGUGAAUUGCUAGAUUUUAUUUUAUACAUAUUUUCAAUUCAAAC
Loxodonta africana (African savanna elephant) is the source of this 5461-nucleotide messenger RNA. RefSeq names its product calcium binding tyrosine phosphorylation regulated (gene CABYR). The record is from RefSeq and is a predicted model, not a curated record. Bases 1982 to 3130 code for a protein of 382 amino acids. The transcript has 4 exons. Gene Ontology annotation, cellular component: sperm fibrous sheath; cytoplasm. Gene Ontology annotation, biological process: sperm capacitation. Lineage: Eukaryota; Metazoa; Chordata; Mammalia; Proboscidea; Elephantidae. Gene Ontology annotation, molecular function: calcium ion binding.